Molecule: messenger RNA, 1888 nt
Organism: Tribolium castaneum (red flour beetle)
Lineage: Eukaryota; Metazoa; Arthropoda; Insecta; Coleoptera; Tenebrionidae
Gene: SCCRO3
Product: Squamous cell carcinoma-related oncogene 3
Exons: 4
Coding region: 399-1307 (302 amino acids)
Biological process (GO): protein neddylation
Cellular component (GO): ubiquitin ligase complex
Molecular function (GO): ubiquitin conjugating enzyme binding; cullin family protein binding; ubiquitin-like protein binding
Source: RefSeq, a predicted model, not a curated record
CGUUUGUGAAGAGGGCGCCCCGGGGCCCCGGUUUGAUUACUUGACAACCGAGAUGGCGUGAAAGUAGCCGCAAAUCAGCUGCAUCUGUCAAAUCAACAGAUGUAUUGUAGUUUGCCCCCUGGAAGAGCGGACUUUUAGCCCCCUUGCGCCCCAUCAGCCCGCUUGUAUGCCUGUGCCUAGUGCGUGCGUGCAACCACCGCCAAAAAUGACAAUUCUCCCUCCCAGAAUUCGCCAAGUGUCAUAAUGAAAAUUCCGUCGAAAAACUCGUCGAAAUUUGUGAAUUGGUCGCGUAAAUAGUGGUAGAAUAGAAAUUUCUUACGAUUUGAUGGUAAAGUCAGCAUAGGCAAUGCAAGAGUGUUUUUUGAAAAUCCUCGCGAGGUUUCGUUUGGGCCCUUCCAAUGGGCAAUUGCCUGGCGUGCUUCAAGGAGCCCAACAGUACGGCCCUGGACAACUCGCCCAAUUGCCGUAAAGAAGAAAUGCCCGAAGCGCAGCUGUAUCCGGCUCCGAGUCACGUGCCAGCCUCCUCGGCCCCAACCGAGACGAUCCUGAGCAACGGCAACCACCUAACAGCCCUUCCGGAACCCGCCAACAACCGUUUCUACCCUCGCAAGCCCCAUUCGAAGUCGGCGCCGGCGAUGGGUCUCACCGAUAGCAAACCAUCCGACGCGAAACUAAACGCACUUUUCGACCAGUACAAGGACAACGCGGAGGACACCAUCCUCGCAGAGGGCAUCGAACAGUUGUGCAGAGACCUGCAGAUCUCGCCCGACGAUUUUCGGAUUUUGGUACUGGCGUGGAAGCUCAACGCCGAGCAGAUGUGUCGGUUCACCAGGUCCGAGUUUGUCACGGGGUUGAAGGCCAUGCGGGCCGACUCGGUCAAGGGGAUCCAGGGCCGGCUGCCCGAGCUCGUCGCGGAGGUCGGCCAGGACGUGGAGCAGUUUAAGGAUUUGUACAGGUUUACCUUCCGGUUCGGCCUGGAUUCUGCGGCGGGGCAGCGAAUCCUGCCGACGGACAUGGCGGUGGUGCUGUGGCGGCUGGUGUUCACAAUGCGGGAACCCCCGAUCCUCGCGCGCUGGCUGUCGUUCCUCGAGAGUCACCAGUCGGUUCGGGGGAUUCCCCGCGACACGUGGAACAUGUUUUUGAAUUUCGCCGAAGCCGUGGGCGACGACUUGAGUUGUUACGACGACAACGAGGCGUGGCCGAGCCUGUUCGACGACUUCGUCGAGUACGAGAACGACCAAGCCAACCAAAACAUUUCCAAAGACAAGGACUGCGAAGGGCUGAUCAUCAUCGAGCAGAACGAUUGAUGGUGGUUCGGGCGUCUUGUAUAUAAAACUGCCUAUAUAUUUUUGACGGGGCGAAGACCCCGCCGGUCGUGAUAUUUGCGUAGUGGUGAGGUGUGCAACAAGGAAAUUUUUCUAUGAACGUACGUUUGAUCAUGCAGUUUUGCGCGCGCGCUAUUUGCUUUGGAUGUGUCGUCUGAUGGUUUUAUAUAACGGAAGUGAGAGAUAGGCAAGAAACGUGCCUACAUUUUUUACUUAAAUUCGGUUCACUCGUCCAUUAAUUUUAUUGUGGAGAUGUUAUUUUUUUAUGCGUCGUGACUCAGGACUAGGCCGCUAUUGAUUUUUAUGCUAAAUUAUCGGUGUGUUCAGUAUUAAUUCGGUCUCUUGUUGGAAGCUAAAUUCGCGAGCUGUCGGUUUUUCCUUUUUUGUGAUAUGUUCUAUUUGGAAUUUUUCGUGUAAGACUGAAAGGUCAUUUUAGGUGCUCUGAUUUUAACUGUCUUAUUUUUAUUACUUCAUUAUUCUAUCAAUAUAUUUAUUUAGAUUUUUUAAUUGUAGAUAUUACUGUAUAUUUGAAUGUUUUGUGAAUAAACAGUAUGAUUAUUUAA